Opisthorchis viverrini is the source of this 771-nucleotide messenger RNA. RefSeq lists its product as hypothetical. Lineage: Eukaryota; Metazoa; Platyhelminthes; Trematoda; Opisthorchiida; Opisthorchiidae. The transcript has a single exon. Bases 1 to 771 code for a protein of 256 amino acids. The record is from RefSeq and is a predicted model, not a curated record.
AUGCCGGUAACAUGGAUUAGCGAGGAUACCAGUGAAACCAUCCGAACCGAGAACGCUGAAAAACAGGAACCUAUGCAAAAUUCAAGCGAGACAGCUGCCCAAAAAUCGCAAUCUUCGAUUGCGACAGACAAGCAGCCUGCAGAUCAAUCGUUGCCCAGUGGACAAAAUCCCUCUAAUAUUCCUACUGAAACACAAGACCAUAAUUCGCAAAUGACCAACAGAUUCACACACAGCCGAUUUAAUGAGGAGGAAAACGCGCAAACUGAAGAAAGUUUAGACAGUUCAAGUGGAGACAUGCAGCAUAAAUCUGAGUCUCCGGAUACGAAAGAGGCGAACACCAUAGCUUCAACGAUAGCCAACGCACAACAACCGAUCUCUAAUCCGACUGAACCAGCAGCCCAUAUGCCGGCAACAAGGAGUGGCGAGGAUACCAGAGAAACCAACCAAACCGGGAACGCUGAAACACGGGAACCUUUGGAAAGUUCAAGCUCGACAGCCGCCCAAAAAUCACAAUCUUUGAUUUUGACAGACACGCAAACUGCAGAUCCCGCGUUGCGCAGUGCAAAAAAUCCCUCCGGCAUUCCAACCGAAACACCAAACCGUAGUUCACCGAUAAAAAUUAGCAUCUCAUACAGGCCAAAUAAUGAAGCUGAAGUCCUGCAAACUGAAGAAAUUUUGGACAGUUCAACCGGUAACAUACAUCAUGCCUCCAUCCUGCUCUCCAUCGCUAAUAUAUACCUCGUCAGUUCUUUGAUCGCAUGUCUUAAUUGA